UGAAAUUUUUUAUAUGAAUUUAUAUAGCUAUAGAUAAACAUGAAGUUUUUGGUUUGCAUCCUGUUUUUGGGCCUAGCUGCUGCUGGUAUUGUAGAAGUCGAGGAUUGUGGUUCCUCUGCUGAAAUUGUAUCCCUUGAGUUUGAUGGUUGCGAUGAGAAACCCUGCUCUGUAUACCAUGGAACCCACGCUACAGGCAGAAUUAAUCUUAAAGCUAACUCUCCAACAAAUACUCUCACUUGCAAGCUUGCUGGUGUAGUUGGUGUAAUUGAGUUACCAUUCAACGGUUGUCCUUCUGAUGCUUGUGCUUCAAUGACCUCUGGAGAUUGUCCAGUGGAAGCGGGAGAGACACUUGUUUAUGAACUAGACUUUGAGAUCCUUGACCUCUAUCCCACAAUCGAGGUUACAGCUAAGUGGAGGCUGCUGGAUGAUAACGGUGAUGACUUUAUGUGCUUCCUCCUCCCAAUUGUCAUCAAAGAUUAGAUUCUCAAUUGUAAAAUAUUUUUACAAAAAAAAAUAUAUUUAUUAACAUUUU
Eurytemora carolleeae is the source of this 532-nucleotide messenger RNA. Its product is annotated as epididymal secretory protein E1. Gene Ontology annotation, molecular function: sterol binding. The transcript has 4 exons. The record is from RefSeq and is a predicted model, not a curated record. NCBI's taxonomy places the organism in Eukaryota, Metazoa, Arthropoda, Copepoda, Calanoida, Temoridae. Bases 40 to 480 code for a protein of 146 amino acids. Gene Ontology annotation, biological process: sterol transport.